Molecule: messenger RNA, 895 nt
Organism: Daldinia loculata
Lineage: Eukaryota; Fungi; Ascomycota; Sordariomycetes; Xylariales; Hypoxylaceae
Product: DUF74-domain-containing protein
Exons: 2
Source: RefSeq, a predicted model, not a curated record
CAUAUCUCUGGUUAAUUUUGGGGUUUGGCAUUGAAAACAUAAAGAGCAGUUGAAAACAUAGGCCGUGUAAUAAUUACCCCUUUUCGCUUGCUACCUAUUCAAUUGCAAGGUACCUAAAGUCACCAGUAUACCGAAGACCUCCAGUCAAAAACCUAAUUACCCAUCUAAGAAAUCAUUCUCAGUGAUAGAUCAACAACUAAACCGCCAUAACGCCUAAACACAAGCACAAUGAACUUCCACUCCAACCCCCCCGCAGACGUCCCGCCACAACUCUCGGACCUGCACUGCUUCACCGAGACCGAAGGCGUCAUCACAACCACCAUGUUCGACGUGCCGGGGUACCGCGUAGUCAAAGUCCUCGGCGCCGUCUACGGCCUAACAGUCCGAUCGCGGAACUGGGCUGCGAGCAUGGGCAUGGUGAUCAAGAGCAUAGCGGGCGGCGAGCUGCGCUGGUUUACCAGUAUGCUCUACUCGGCGAGGAAUGAUGCAAUUAGUCGAGUCGUGGCCGAGACGAAGGCUCGCGGUGGGAACGCUAUUAUCUGCCUCCGUUUCGAAUCGGGUGAUAUGGGUGGUUUUGCUCAGUGCAGCGCUUAUGGUACCGCGGCUAUUAUCGAGAAGAUCGAUCCUAGUACACAGGUUCCUCCGCAGCUCAUUAAUUAACUUCGAUAUAGGUAUGUUUUAAACUACAUGGGCUGACCCGGCGGAUUAUGUUGGUACAUGGAUCGGUAAUGAGCUUUUAAGGGGGUUUGAAACUACGAUAGCACUAGAAGUUCAAGUGUUGUUUAUGACCGUUAGAUACCACGAAAUUGAUUAUGAGUUUCACUUUUCAAACUGUUGGUAUCUUAGAUAUUAUAGGUAAGGGCUGGUGCGCAUAAAUAUGUUAGCUCAUAAUAGG